Messenger RNA from Cynara cardunculus var. scolymus (artichoke), 2066 nucleotides. Its product is annotated as T-complex protein 1 subunit eta. Lineage: Eukaryota; Viridiplantae; Streptophyta; Magnoliopsida; Asterales; Asteraceae. Gene Ontology annotation, cellular component: chaperonin-containing T-complex. The transcript has 14 exons. The record is from RefSeq and is a predicted model, not a curated record. The coding region runs from base 110 to 1795 and encodes 561 amino acids. Gene Ontology annotation, biological process: protein folding. Gene Ontology annotation, molecular function: ATP hydrolysis activity; ATP-dependent protein folding chaperone; ATP binding.
ACCUGUGGGAGGAAGCAAGGACAUCAAGUCUAAACCCUAGCGCCAACCUUACUUCCUGUAUUUGCCUAGACCAGCUCCACUCUUCUCCGCCGCAAAUCUCCUCCUUCCAAUGGCGUCUAUGAUGCAACCUCAGAUCAUAUUGCUUAAAGAAGGUACAGACACUUCACAAGGGAAGCCGCAGUUGAUAAGCAACAUCAAUGCGUGUAUGGCGGUGGCUGACGUCGUCCGUACAACCCUAGGUCCGAGAGGUAUGGACAAGUUGAUCCAUGAUGAUAAGGGUAACACCACUAUUUCAAACGAUGGGGCCACCAUCAUGAAGCUUCUUGACGUUGUUCACCCCGCCGCUAAGAUCCUUGUUGAUAUUGCCAAGUCACAGGAUUCAGAGGUUGGUGAUGGAACCACUACAGUAGUUCUCCUUGCUGGUGAGUUCUUGAAGGAGGCCAAACCAUUCAUUGAAGAUGGCGUUCAUCCCCAAAAUCUGAUACGAAGUUAUCGAAUCGCAUCCUUUAUGGCAAUUGAGAAGAUUAAAGAAUUAGCUGUAAGCAUAGAGGGUAAAAGUUCAGACGAAAAAAGAAGCUUAUUAGCUAAAUGUGCUGCUACAACACUCUCUUCAAAGCUAAUAGGAGGAGAGAAGGAGUUUUUUGCUUCAAUGGUUGUGGAUGCUGUUUUUGCAAUUGGAAAUGAUGAUAGGUUGAACAUGAUAGGAAUAAAAAAGGUGCCUGGCGGUACAAUGCGGGACUCCUUUCUUGUAAACGGUGUUGCUUUUAAAAAGACUUUUUCAUAUGCUGGGUUUGAACAGCAACCCAAGAAGUUUUUGAAUCCCAAGAUACUCCUGUUGAACAUUGAACUGGAACUAAAAUCAGAAAAAGAAAAUGCUGAGAUAAGACUUUCAGAUCCAUUGCAAUAUCAGUCCAUAGUUGAUGCAGAAUGGAAUAUCAUAUAUGAUAAGUUAGACAAAUGUGUGCAGAGUGGUGCCAAAAUUGUUUUGUCGCGCCUUGCUAUUGGUGAUCUGGCAACACAGUAUUUUGCAGAUCGGGAUAUUUUUUGUGCUGGGAGGGUUGCCGAAGAUGAUCUGCAUCGUGUUGCAGCUGCAACUGGUGGUACUGUGCAGACAUCAGUCAACAAUGUUAUAGAUGAGAUUCUUGGGUCUUGUGAGGUUUUUGAGGAAAAGCAAGUUGGAGGUGAACGGUUCAACAUAUUUAGUGGAUGCCCUUCAGGCCAGACAGCCACUAUUGUUCUCCGAGGUGGAGCUGAUCAGUUUAUUGAGGAAGCAGAGCGGAGUUUACAUGAUGCAAUCAUGAUAGUGAGGAGGGCCAUGAAGAAUUCCACAGUGGUUGCUGGUGGCGGUGCAAUAGAUAUGGAAUUAAGCCGGUACCUGUGGCAACAUGCACGAAAUAUAGCUGGAAAGUCUCAGCUAUUUAUAAAUUCCUAUGCUAAAGCACUUGAGGUUAUUCCACGGCAACUUUGUGAUAAUGCUGGAUUUGAUGCAACUGAUGUACUUAAUAAACUGAGGCAGAAACAUGCACUUGCCGCUGGUGAGGGUGCCCUUUAUGGAGUGGAUAUUAACACCGGUGGAAUUUCUGAUUCCUUCGCCAACUUUGUGUGGGAGCCAGCAGUUGUGAAGAUCAAUGCUAUAAAUGCUGCAACUGAGGCAGCAUGCCUUAUUCUAAGUGUUGACGAGACAGUGAAGAACCCGAAGUCGGAGAGUGCACAAGGAGAAGCUGCAGGUGGUAUGGGUAGAGGACGUGGUGGUGGCAUGCGUGGUGGACGUGGAAGAGGGAUGCGAAGACGUUGAAUAUUACAGCAUUUAUUAGGAUACAAACUUUGGAAAUUUUGUAAUUUUGGUUUAAGUGAUGAUUGUUUGCUGGGUUUUUUUUGUGGGACGUGUGUUUUGCAGGCCGGGGUUGGAUAGUGAUCAUUUUAAAAGUCGAUUAUCGUUUUGAGUUAUCCUCUUGUUUUUGGAGAGAUGUAUGCUGAUUCUGGUUGAUUCAUGGAUUAUAUGGGAAUUUGUCUUCUCCAACUCAUGACUGUUAUAUGUAAAAUAUUUAGUUUUUUGUUCUUUAAAA